AUGUUAGAUGCUUUGGUGAUGGAUCGAGUGGAUUUUGUGAAGCUCCUAAUAGAAUAUGGAGUGAACCUCCAUCGCUUUCUUACCAUCCCCCGACUGGAAGAGCUCUAUAAUACAGUGAAAGCAAGGACCCACCAAUAUGCUCUUGCAUCAUCUCGUCCGAGAUGUAAAGCAGGCUACAGAAUAACACUGAUCGACAUUGGAUUGGUCAUCGAAUACCUCAUUGGUGGAGCUUAUCGCAGCAGCUACACUAGAAAAAGUUUCAGAGCCCUCUACAACAACCUCUACAGAAAACGUAAGGUGCCACAAUUGCAAGUGACCAGUUUUGCUGAAAGCCGUUCCCAGCCCCCUCUGCACCGAAGACGUCCCUCAGGAAAUAGAAAGGAAUCCGCAGAAAGCACUCUGCACUCCCAGUUCAUUAGAACCGCCCAGCCUUACAAAUUCAAGGAAAAGUCUGUAGUCCUUCAUAAAUCAAGGAAGAAGUCAAAAGAAGAGCAAAAUAUAUCAGAUGACCCUGAGUCUACUGGCUUUAUUUACCCUUACAAUGACCUACUGGUUUGGGCUGUGCUAAUGAAAAGACAGAAGAUGGCCAUGUUCUUCUGGCAGCACGGAGAGGAGGCCACGGUCAAGGCAGUGAUUGCUUGUAAACUCUACCGAGCCAUGGCCCAUGAAGCUAAGGAGAGCAACAUGGUGGAUGAUGCCUCAGAAGAGUUGAAAAAUUACUCAAAACAGUUUGGCCAGCUUGCCCUGGAUGUGUUGGAGAAGGCAUUCAAGCAGAAUGAAAGAAUGGCCAUGAAACUGCUGACCUGCGAACUCAAGAACUGGAGCGAUUCCACCUGUCUGAAGCUGGCCGUGUCUGGAAGGUUGCGGCCCUUCGUUUCACAUACUUGCACCCAGAUGCUGCUGACAGACAUGUGGACUGGGCGCCUGAAAAUGAGGAAACAUGCUUGGCUAAAGAUCAUCAUAAGUAUUCUUUUUCCACCCACCAUUUUGUCAUUGGAAUUUAAAAGCAAAGCAGAGAUGUCACAUGUUCCCCAAUCCCAGGACUUCCAGUUUGCGUGGUAUUAUGGUGACCAGAACGCCAGCAAUGCCAAAGAAAGUGCUUAUACGAAAGACCGUGAUUUGGAGAGAGGCCCUGAUGAGAAACUAGAUGAAAAUCAGCACUUUGAUUUAAAGAGUGGUCCCCAAAGCCUCCCGUGGACCAGGAAAAUCUAUGAGUUCUACAAUGCUCCAAUUGUCAAGUUUUGGUUUUAUACGAUGGCAUAUUUGGCAUUCCUCAUGCUGUUCACUUACACUGUGUUGGUGGAGAUGCAGCCCCAGCCCAGCGUGCAAGAGUGGCUUGUUAUCAUUUAUAUCUUCACCAAUGCCAUUGAGAAGGUCAGGGAGGUCUGUAUUUCAGAACCUGGGAAGUUUACUCAAAAGGUGAAGGUGUGGAUUAGUGAGUACUGGAACCUAAUAGAAACUGUGGCUAUUGGCCUGUUUUCAGUUGGUUUUGGCCUUCGGUGGGGCGACCCUCCUUUGCACACAGCGGGAAGACUCAUCUACUGCAUAGACAUCAUAUUCUGGUUCUCACGGCUCCUGGACUUCUUUGCCGUGAAUCAACACGUAGGUCCAUAUGUGACCAUGAUUGCAAAAAUGACCGCAAACAUGUUCUACAUUGUGAUCAUGAUGGCCAUCGUCCUGCUGAGCUUUGGAGUGGCACGCAAGGCCAUUCUUUCACCAAAGCAACUGCCAUCUUGGAGCCUUGCUCGAGAUAUUGUAUUUGAGCCAUACUGGAUGAUAUAUGGUGAAGUCUAUGCUUCAGAUAUAGAUGUUUGUGCAAGCCAUCCGUCUUGCCCUCCUGGUUCUUUUCUUACUCCGUUCCUCCAAGCUGUCUACCUCUUCGUGCAGUAUAUCAUCAUGGUGAACCUGUUGAUUGCUUUUUUCAAUAAUGUUUACGUGGAUAUGAAAUCCAUUUCCAAUAAACUAUGGAAGUACAAUCGCUAUCGCUACAUCAUGACUUAUCACAAGAAGCCUUGGCUGCCACCACCUUUCAUCCUGCUGAGCCAUGUGGGACUCCUCCUUCGCCGUCUUUGCCAUCAUCGAGCUCCAAAUGACCAAGACGAGGGUGAUGUUGGAUUAAAACUCUACCUGAGUGAGGAGGAUCUGAAGAGACUUCAUGACUUUGAAGAACAGUGUGUGGAAAUAUACUUCCACGAAAAGAUGGAAAGACUGAAUUACAGCUGUGAGGAACGAAUCCGAGUAACCUCAGAAAGGGUUACAGAGAUGUACUUCCAGCUGAAAGAAAUGAACGAAAAAGUGUCUUUUAUAAAGGACUCCUUACUGUCCUUGGACAGCCAAGUGGGGCACCUGCAGGACCUCUCUGCCCUAACGGUGGAUACCCUAAAAGUCCUUUCUGCUGUUGACACCUUACAAGAGGAUGAGGCUCUCCUGGCCAACAGAAAGCAUUCUACUUGCAGAAAACUUCCCCACAGCUGGAGCAAUGUCAUCUGUGCAGGGGUUCUAGGCAGCAUGGAGAUCUCUGGGGAGAAGAAAUAUCAGUAUUAUAGCAUGCCUCCUUCUUUGCUGCGGAGCCUGGCCAGAGGUCAGCACACCCUAAGAGUACAGAGGGGACCCCUUCUUGAGAUUACAGACAUUCAGAGAAAGGCUUCAAAUGUAAGAGAUGAGCAGGAAAAGCAAGACACAGAAACUAGUGUAGUUGCUUCUGGAGUGUCCCUUUACACACAAACACACCCAAAGCAUGGCCAGUUUCUUCUGGUCCCCUCUUAUCUAAAGCAAGUUCCUUUUUCUGAGGAAAUUGACUUGCCCCUGUUCAGACCAUCUAUGGAAGCAGGUAUAGAUGUGAUGGCAACUGAACAGGUCGCCCAGAAUGAGGUCCCUGUUCAUCUGACUUGGCAGACCCCAGGUAUCUCAGCUCAGGGCUCAGUGGCUGAACCCAAGGAACAGUACGAGUCAAUUGCUCACACACCAGCCAGAGAAGACAAGGGGGAGCAAGUUCUACCCACUUUGAUUUGCACACCAGCACCCACGCAAGUGACCUCCCUCCCUUCUCAAGCCGAAAGCAUGCAAGUUGGAGGUGGAUAUGUGAACUGGGCAUUUUCAGAAGGUGAUGAAACUGGUGUGUUUAGCAUCAAGAAAAAAUGGCAAACCUGCUUGGCCUCCACUUGUAGCGGUGAGGAGAAUGACCAAUGCCAGAAGCAGAUCCGGGUCAGAUCCCUGUCUGAUAACUCAUCAAGCUUGGCCCAGAGUAGCGAUUGCUCAGAAGUGGGACCAUGGCUGCCGCCAAACACAUCCUUUUGGAUCAAUCCUUUCCGCAGAGAUAGGCCCUUCACUCGGAGUCAUAGUUUGAGAUUCCACAAGGAGGAGAAACUGAAGAUCUGUAGGAUUAAAAAUCUUUCAAGAUCCUCAGAGAUCAGGCAGUCAGCAUGGAUCAGGACAAAAAUGCUAAUCAAGGAUAGGAGGUUGUCAAAGAAAAAGAAGAAAACACAAGGGCUACAGGUGCCAGUCAUAAUGGUCGAUACCUGCUCCCCAAACGACCAGUUGAAUUCCGAGCCAGGAGAAAGUAACGUCUCAGAAGAAGAGGAGUGCGGCAAGAACUGGCUUACGGUGUCCAAAUAUAGUCAGAUAAGUCUAGAACCCCCUAUAUAUCAGAAAAUGAAAACUAAAGAAAUUGAACGGCAUGCUGUACAAAUCAGUGAUUAUCUAAAGCAGUCUCAAGAGGAUCUGAGCAAAAACUCCUUGUGGAACUCCAGGAGCACCAGCUUCAAUAGGAAAUCCCUGUUGAGAAGUUCAAAUGGAGUUGACAAAAUCUCAGCCUCCUUAAAAAGCCCUCAAGAGCCUCACCAUCAUUAUUCAGCCAUUGAAAGGAAUAAUUUAAUGAGGCUUUCUCAGACUAUACCAUUUACACCAAUCCAACUGUUUGCAGGAGAAGAGGUAACUGUCUACAGGCUGGAGGAGAGUUCCCCUUUGAAUCUUGGGAAAAGCAUGUCUUCUUGGUCCCAGCGAGGGAGAGCCGCAAUGAUCCAGGUGCUGUCCCGAGAGGAGAUGGGCGGCGGGCUCCGCAAAGCCAUGAGGGUCGUCAGCACCUGGUCCGAGGAUGAUGUUCUCCGGCCAGGGCAGGUUUUCAUCGUGAAGUCCUUUCUACCUGAGGUUGUGCGGUCAUGGCACAGAAUCUUCCAGGAGAGUACUGUGCUUCAUCUUUGCCUCAGGGAAAUUCAACAACAAAGAGCUGCUCAAAAGCUUAUCUAUACUUUCAACCAAGUGAAACCACAAACCAUUCCCUACACGCCAAGGUUUCUGGAAGUUUUCUUAAUCUACUGCCAUUCGGCUAACCAGUGGUUGACCAUUGAGAAGUAUAUGACGGGAGAGUUCCGGAAGUACAACAAUAACAAUGGUGAUGAAAUUGCCCCCAGCAACACAUUGGAGGAGCUGUUGUUGGCUUUCUCUCACUGGACCUAUGAGUAUACCCGGGGAGAGCUGCUGGUUUUAGAUCUGCAAGGUGUUGGGGAAAAUUUGACUGAUCCAUCUGUUAUAAAACCUGAAGACAAACAAUCAAGAGGAAUGGUGUUUGGACCAGCCAAUUUAGGGGAAGAUGCAAUUAGAAACUUCAUUGCAAAACAUCGUUGCAACUCCUGCUGCCGGAAGCUCAAACUCCCGGAUUUAAAAAGAAAUGACUAUUCCCCUGGAAGGCUAAAUUCCACUUUUGGACUUGAUACCAAAAUAGAACCAGCCGAGGGGCCUCCGGCAAGGGAAGGGGGUGGGAAUUCUCCAGAAGACCUCACACGACUGUGAAAAAGGGGAAGGAGAGCCAAGAGGACACCAGUACUUGCCCUCCCUUCGGUGGACUCUGUGGGAACAAAGACCGACCGGAGUAACAUCCAUGACACCGGAGCCUCUGUCAGGACGGCCUUACCCCGCGGCCCUCCUUGAGACGUGCCUUCCGAGCCUCAAGUGUUGUCCUGCCUCAAGACCUCAUUGGUGUAGAUGGCUGGGCUCCCCCGGAUGCUGCCCUGUGUGUGCCGUGCUUUGCACGUGUUCAUCCUCCUGUAGUUGGGAAGGAAGACACUCGGACGAGCCCCUGGGGAUGCUGCUCCUUCGUACCUCAUUGCUUUAGCCGGUUGCUUAGAACCCUUGGAGCAGGACGGUGGGCACUGAAGGACCAGGGAGAUGAACUUAAUUUAUUUCCUCGCUGCACUGUGUAUGCCGACUCCAGCCCCCACCACGAUUCAUUACCUCACCCACACGUUGUGUUUCUGCAGGGACACGCACAUUAAAAAGGCAUUUGACUUCUCCUCUCUCCUUUCCUGAAGCGUAGGGCUUUAAAGAGCAACCACAAGGAAAACGGUGGAAUGGGUGUAUUUGCAUAGACUGGAGCACACUCCCGCGCAGUCUCACCGGUUAAAAAAGUUAGGAUCCUGGUGAAAUCUAGAUGGGGCUGAGGUUUUGUCAGUGAAUCACACGAUGCCUGGACACUUCAGUUUCCUCUGAAAGUAAGGAAAAGGGAAAUCUGAAACAAAU
Leopardus geoffroyi (Geoffroy's cat) is the source of this 5514-nucleotide messenger RNA. RefSeq names its product transient receptor potential cation channel subfamily M member 6 (gene TRPM6). Gene Ontology annotation, cellular component: apical plasma membrane. Gene Ontology annotation, molecular function: ATP binding; monoatomic cation channel activity; protein serine/threonine kinase activity. The record is from RefSeq and is a predicted model, not a curated record. NCBI's taxonomy places the organism in Eukaryota, Metazoa, Chordata, Mammalia, Carnivora, Felidae. Gene Ontology annotation, biological process: monoatomic cation transmembrane transport; protein tetramerization; protein phosphorylation. The coding region runs from base 1 to 4788 and encodes 1595 amino acids. The transcript is spliced from 28 exons.